GCCUCCUCCCCAUCGUUUGAUCUUCCCGACACCCCUCCCGGUUCCCGCAGCGCCUCGCCACCAUGAACGUCGACGAGCCUAUUGACGAGUCUCUCUUCCCCAUCGCCGUCCUCAUCGACGAGCUCAAGCAUGACGAUGUCUCGCUCCGUCUCAAUGCCAUCCGACGCCUGUCCACUAUCGCUCUGGCCCUCGGCGUCGAGCGCACCCGAUCCGAACUCGUUCCCUUCUUGGACGAGUCCAUCGAUGACGAGGAUGAAGUCUUGCUGGCCCUGGCUGAGGAGCUCGGCAGCUUUGUCGACUAUGUUGGUGGUCCUCACUACUCGCACAUCCUGCUGCCUCCUCUCGAGACCCUUGCCACCGUCGAGGAGACCGUUGUUCGCGAAAAGGCUGUGGAAUCUCUGGCCAAAAUCGCUGUCGUUCUCAGCCCUCAGCAGCUCGAAUCUUACUUCCUGCCCAUGCUCAAGCGACUCACCGUCGGCGACUGGUUCACGAGCCGAACGAGUGCCUGCGGCACCUACGCGCCUAUUUACGACCUGGUUCCUGCGGCUGUCCAGGAUGAGCUUCGACGCCUCUUUGGACAGCUGUGUCAUGACGACACCCCCAUGGUCCGCCGCGCUGCUGCCACCAACCUGCCCAAACUGUCCAAGAAGAUCUCCAAGGACAAGGUCAUCGCCGAGAUCAUCCCGCUCUUUGUCUCGCUCGCCCAAGACGACCAGGACUCUGUCCGCUUGCUCACUGUGGAAGCCCUUAUCGCGAUUGCCGAAUCCCUGACGAAUGACGAAAGCAAAACCCACCUCCUCGGCACCCUGCGCAGCCUCUACAGCGACAAGUCGUGGAGAGUCCGCUACAUGGUUGCCGAUAAGUUUGUUCCGCUCGCCAAGUCCGUCGGCCAGGACAUUGUCCGCGAGGACCUGAUUCUCGCCUAUGUGCAUAUUCUGAAGGACAACGAGGCCGAGGUUCGAACUGCUGCGGCUGGCCAGGUUCCUGGCUUCUCUGUCCUCCUGGAUCGCGAGGUUGUCUUGAAGGAUAUCCUGCCCUGCGUCAAGGAGAUGGUCACCGAUGCCUCGCAGCAUGUCCGAGCCACCCUUGCUACCCACAUCAGCGGCCUUGCUCCCAUUCUCGGCAAAGACGCUACCAUCGAGCACUUGCUUCCCCUCUUCCUCCAUCUGCUCAAGGACGAGACUGCCGAGGUCCGCCUCAACAUCAUCUCCAAGCUGGAUCGCGUUAACGAAGUUAUUGGCAUCGAUCUGCUGUCCCAGUCUUUGCUACCGGCCAUCGUCGAGCUCGCCGAGGAUAAGCAGUGGCGUGUUCGCCUUGCCAUCAUCGAAAACAUUCCCCUACUUGCCAGCCAGCUGGGCUCGCAAUUCUUUGACGAGAAGCUUGGAGCUCUCUGCAUGUCGUGGCUGGGCGACUGUGUCUAUUCGAUCCGCGAGGCGGCCACCACCAACCUGUGCAAGCUCACCGAGGUCUUUGGCGUCGAGUGGGCCAAGCAGCAGCUCAUCCCCAAGAUCCUCGAGCGCGCUCACCACCCCAGCUACCUCUACAGGCUGACCACCCUCUUCACUCUUGCUAACCUUGCCGCCGUCGUCUCCCCCGAGGUCAUCAAGGAGCUCCUCAUUCCCACCAUCAACGGCCUCUCGACCGACCCCGUCCCCAACAUCCGAUUCAAUGUCUGCAAAGCUUACGAGAUCAUCGUGCCCAUCCUCAAGAAGACGCCCGACAUUGCCCCUCUUGUCGGCGAGCACGUCAAGCCCGCCCUCGUCAAGCUGAAUGAGGAUACGGAUAUCGAUGUCCGAUACUAUGCCAACCGCGCCUUGCUUGUUGUCUAAGGCGCGCUACCGGCUCCG
Messenger RNA from Polychytrium aggregatum, 1847 nucleotides. RefSeq names its product armadillo-type protein. Gene Ontology annotation, cellular component: protein phosphatase type 2A complex; cytoplasm. The transcript is spliced from 12 exons. Gene Ontology annotation, molecular function: protein binding; protein phosphatase regulator activity. The coding region runs from base 63 to 1829 and encodes 588 amino acids. The record is from RefSeq and is a predicted model, not a curated record. Gene Ontology annotation, biological process: protein dephosphorylation. NCBI's taxonomy places the organism in Eukaryota, Fungi, Chytridiomycota, Chytridiomycetes, Polychytriales.